GCUUGGGAUGGAAACGAAAGCAAACCGUUAUCUGUGCUUCACCGGUGACUGUCUAUAUUAAAGGCACAAGCAACGUCAUGGCCACAGUGCAGUCGACGCUAAUGUUCGCCAUGUGCAUCCUGAUGAUAACAGAACUGAUACUAGCCAGAAAGGACUACUAUGAUAUUUUGGGUGUACCUAAAGAUGCCAGUGAACGUCAGAUCAAGAAGGCUUUUCACAAGCUCGCCAUGAAAUAUCAUCCAGACAAGAAUAAGAGCCCUGAUGCGGAGGUAAAGUUCCGGGAAGUAGCGGAGGCAUAUGAAACGCUGUCAGAUGAGAAAAAGAGGAGAGAGUAUGAUCGGCUUAGACAGAGCGCUUUCUCCAGCGAAGACGUGAAAGGAGGAAACCAGUACUUCCACCAGUCCUUCGACUUUAACUUCGAGGACAUGUUCAGAGACUUCGAUAUCUACAGUCAAAACCGGCACGCACGCCCCAAACGGAACUUCGAGGAGCAUUUCCGAGCUCCCCAGCACGGCCACAACCGCCACAAGAGGCACUUCCAAGGAGCUUUCGGAGCAGGGUUCUUUGAGGAUCUGUCUGAUGACAUGGAGAGAAUGUUUACAUUUGACAGACAUGUCAAGCGGACUGAGAGCAGGUUUCAGGGCAUGGCAAAGCAGCACUGCAGGACUGUGACUCAGAGGAGGGGGAAUAUGGUGACCACCUACACUGACUGUACCUCGUCCUGAGAGCCACGUGACUGCUCACUAGAGUUUACUCCUCACCUAGAGUUAAGCUAAUUUUGUCUGGAUUAGACAUACUAAUUUAUAAACCUGCUGCUGAGAUGAAUGAAGCUCAACGUUGUUUAUAAGUGACUAAGUUAUGAUAAGGAGCACUAUUCGGGAUUUUCAGUUUAUUAACUGACAUUGAUAACCACUUCUUGCAAAAUGUAAAAACAAAACCUCUCCUGUUGUUUGACUACAGUGUAUCAGAUUCAGAUUGGACUUGAUUUGAUGAUUAGUCACCCAUGAUGAUGUGUAAGCUUUCUAUUUUGCCAUUCAGAUCAAAGAAUGCAUAAAAGAAACACUAACAUAAUCAGUUAUUUUCACCUGGACUGUAAUCAGACACAGAGUUUAUAUUGCUGUCUUCUUUAAAUCAUGCUAGCUAUUUAUAAAGGAUUGUUGCGAAAUGCUGACUAAAAGAAAUCUCCACAUAUAAGUGACAGCAUAUAGCUAGUUUUGUAGAUCUGAACACACUAACACGUGGCACACAAUGGAUUGCUUUGGAGAAGAAUUAGUUGUUGUAUUUUUUUCAAUUGCUCGGAAAGUUUAAUACUUGUUAGGUGUCCUUUGCAGUGUGUAUGCAUUGUGAACUAAUGCGUAAGUCCUUUUUGAUGUUAAUCUUACUCCAUCAGAGGUGGACAAAGCAUACAUUUACUUUCUAGCCCACUAUGAAGCUUCAGCGUGCUGCCCAGUCUUGUGUUUUGGUUGUCUGGAAACCUAAUUGACUAGGCUAAGAAGUGCGAUUGUAGCUAACAUAAUAUAAUACCGUAUGACAAGCUAUUUAGCAAGUUAAAUUCAUUAGUACAGGCUAAGAGAAACGAACAACUAUGUGAUUAUGUAGGUGUUCUGCGACCUCAAUAAAAUAAUCAUUGGCCACAAUUUUGGCUUUAAAACAUGGUGUUCUGUUCUCACGUCGAAUGUAAAUGAUCUUACACGUUUCUGGCUAGCGUCUUUAUUUCCUAUCGAAGUGUUUAAUUUGCGAAGUGACUCCAUGUUGUGCUAGCUGGAGAGUUCUAUGUCAUCUUUGUGCUGGAUUUUAUUAUUUACCUGGUAUUCGCGAUUCUAAAAAGAUUAAUGAAAAGAAUUAAUCUGACUAGUAAAACUCUUUCCAUCGUUCGCCAUAUUGCAUUAGGUGGUGUGUGUAGUACAGCAGGUGGUGGUGUUCAAAGCAGCACAUUUUAUAGUAGCAUUGCACCAGUGUGAUGUGCAUUCUGUUUAAACAUGGCCACCUUAAGACAAUAAUAAGUAGGGUUUAUUUAUCUUUUUUUUAUGGUUAUUUACUCGGGGCACGGUGGCUUAGUGGUUAGUACGUUUGCCUCGCACCUCUGGGGUUGCGGGUCCCGCCCCUUCAGGGGUUGCCUCCUGGUACUCCGGUUUCCUCCCCCAGUCCAAAGACAUGUGUUGUAGACUGAUUGGCAUUUGUCCGUAGUGUGUGAUUGUGCACACAAUUGUGCCCUACGAUGGGUUGGCAUCCCGUCCAGGGUGUCCCACGCCUUGUGCCCCGAGUUGGAUAGGUUCCAGGCUCCCGUGCGACCCUGUGUAGGAUAAGCGGUAUGGAAAAUGGACGGAUAGAUGGGUAUUUACUAGACAAUUUUGAAAAAACUACUAGCCCCCAGACACACAAAAUAACAACUGAUUUUUCACGUUGAAUAGUUUUGUUCUUGUGCAAUAUGUUAAAGCCAGCUGUGUUGUUAAUGUCACUGUUUUGAGUUGACUCAUCAAGCACUUCCAUAAAUCCUAUGGUUAGUGGAUAAAUAUAUAAAUAUAACUAUAUAUGAAUGUCUAUAUUCAAAAGCAAACGUUAUGUAUUCUUGGGUGGAAUAAAAUUUGAAAAUGCA
This is a messenger RNA of Ictalurus furcatus (blue catfish), 2596 nucleotides long. RefSeq names its product DnaJ heat shock protein family (Hsp40) member B9a (gene dnajb9a). Gene Ontology annotation, molecular function: protein-folding chaperone binding; misfolded protein binding. The record is from RefSeq and is a predicted model, not a curated record. The transcript is spliced from 3 exons. Gene Ontology annotation, cellular component: endoplasmic reticulum. Lineage: Eukaryota; Metazoa; Chordata; Actinopteri; Siluriformes; Ictaluridae. Bases 78 to 725 code for a protein of 215 amino acids.